AUGAGGCGCGAGAGCGACUCCCUGGGUUCCCAGGUGAACGACUCUGACGGAGAUGACCAGGAAUUCGGUGAAUAUGCCCUGGACUUCAUAGCUGACUCUCCAGCCACAUUGGAGCGCAGUCUGUCUCCAGCCGAUCUGGUGGCCUUCCAAGGGUGUAUCAUCCCUCCUCUCACCCCCCAGCGGGAGCCCUCUCCAGAGGACCAGGACCAGCAGGGCUACCCUUCCUCAGACCCAGGCCUCGGCCAGCAUCAGGCCCAGGAUGGGAUACUCUGGAGGGGCAUUGCUCAGCACCACACCAGGGUCCUGGGACACACACUGGAGACCAACAGCCAGCUUCACCUGACCGUGAGCAGGAGACAGGAGGAGAUUAAUGCUCUGCAGCAACGCAAUGUCCACCUCAGAGAACUGGCCAUCAGAGCUAAACACCUAGCCUCUGUACUGGAUAAGCUGAUGAUGGUGAAUGAACCGUCAUGUUUUCGACAACCCCCAACUUCCCCCUGUGACGAACCCCCCAUGUCAACGAUCCCAUGUAAGAGGCAGCGUCUGGACAACACCUGUGACGACACAUCGCCCCCUGGGUGUGUGGAAGACAUCCUACGGGAUGUCAGCGAGCGCUGCAACACCGUCCUGCACCACAGCACCGCUCAACCACCUCGUCCCCAGGAUAGGGACCCAGAGAGAAUACUGAUGUUUGGGGUGUUCUCUGGACUGCAGACAUCCAGGACCACAGGUGGCCCUGUGGUGAGCAUGGAGGGCGCAGAGGCAGGAGAGAGCAGUAGUGACUCGUCUUUCAGGACUUCAAUUAGAGAACACUGUACGAUCAGGACUCAGACCUUCCCUCACGGACAUGCCUUCACCUCCAGGACGACCCAGGGAGGGUACCGCUUCCGCUGGGUUCCCAGACAGAGCUAGCCCUUACAUUUUACAUUUUAGUCAUUUAGCAGACGCUCU
Coregonus clupeaformis (lake whitefish) is the source of this 951-nucleotide messenger RNA. Its product is annotated as multicilin-like. Gene Ontology annotation, biological process: negative regulation of DNA replication; negative regulation of cell cycle. The record is from RefSeq and is a predicted model, not a curated record. The coding region runs from base 1 to 912 and encodes 303 amino acids. NCBI's taxonomy places the organism in Eukaryota, Metazoa, Chordata, Actinopteri, Salmoniformes, Salmonidae. The transcript is spliced from 5 exons. Gene Ontology annotation, cellular component: nucleus.